AUGAAUAAAAACUACACUGAACCCCUCAUAGCCUCUGAUCGCCUGGAUGAAAUUCCAGUUCACGUGUGGAAAAGUUUGCCGGAUUAUCUGAAUCUUGGACCGUCAGCUGUAAAUCAAAGCCGUGUUGGUGUCUGGGCCACUAAAGUCAUCCCAAAAGGAAAGCGUUUUGGUCCGUUUGUUGGAGAGAAGAAGAAAAGGUCCCAGGUGACCAGUAAUGUUUACAUGUGGGAGGUGUAUUUCCCGGCGCGGGGGUGGAUGUGCAUUGAUGCCACAGACCCCAUGAAGGGGAACUGGCUCAGAUAUGUGAACUGGGCUCAAUCCAGUGGCGAGCAGAAUCUUUUCCCGCUGGAGAUCAACAGAGCCAUUUUCUACAAAGUUCUGAGGCCAAUCAGAGCGGGAGAAGAGCUGCUGGUGUGGUACACUGUGGAAGACAACCCCGAGAUAACAGCUGCACUGGAGGAAGAAAGAGCCAGCAGCCUGAGCAGGAAAAACUCACACAGGGCGAAGCGAGUCAGAAGGAAGCUGCUAGAGAAAGCCAGACAGGCUGGUUUGGGUGGAUUCAAUAAAACAAGUGGAACCAAACCUACUGUUGGGGGGAUGUGGGAAGUGGGAGAAGGUGUUAAGGAGGACGAUUCAGACAUCUCGCAGGAAGUCAAGGAACCCUGUCUCGUGGAAAACACAGCCCGUAAAGAUGGGCAGGGUGUGUCAGCAUCAGUGAUGAACAGGGGAAAUUGGGCAGAAGUGGAAGAUGAGGAAGAAGAGGAGGAGGAUGAAGAAGAAGAGGAUUGUGAUGAUUCAAAUGAUCACCAAACUUCUCAGCAGUCAGCUGUGGUUGACAAGCAGUCUGGCCCAACAUUAACCAGUGAGUCAAAAAGCCAUAAUAGUUCACGUGCAAAGUUGAAAAUUUCUUUUGCCCAACAAGAGCAGGAGGUCGAUCCUGAUGAGUUUGAGGGGAACCCCCAAGAAGAAUCCUACCCCUGUCACCACUGUGAGCGCCACUUCUCCAGCAGACAAGGUCUGGAGCGUCACAUACACAUUCACGGUGUCGGCGGCCAGCAAGCACAACUCUUUAAGUGCCGAUACUGCAGUAAAUCCUUUGGCUCACAAGUGGGACGGCGGCGGCACGAGAGAAGGCAUGAAAGUGCGUUGAAGAAAAGGCCCAGCUCCCUGGCUGGAUCUGUCAGUCUGCUCAGCCCUGUGGUGCAAACAGAUUCAAGUCCUGACUGCACCAGCCCGAUGAGUCACUACGCAGCCAUUGGGUCCCAGUUUACUCAAAGCUCCGAGAUGCAGAGAAAGGAGUUUGACCGCCCUUCAGUGUUUGAUGAAAAUGGUGAAUCAAAGGAACUCCAUCCUUGCAAGUACUGCAACAAAGCAUUUGGGACACACACCAACAUGCGCAGACACCAACGCAGAAUACACGAGAGACACUUGUUACCCAAGGGAGUCCGCAGGAAAGGCAUGCUGUUACAAGAGGCAUCGACGCAGCAGCUUGGUGAAUCCCCCAGCGCAAGCCCUCCACCCGUCUACGUGCCCAGCGCUGACACAGAGGAUGAAGCUGACAGGGAUGAUUAUGCAAUUGACAUAUCCAAAAACAUCUCAGAAAAUCUCAGCUUCUACAUUGAUGGCAAAAUAGUGUCUACCAGUGCAGUGAGCAGCUGUGAGGUGAUCGAAGUGGACACGAGAUCAGCAGCUUUGUUUGGUCUGGACACGGUCAUUAUCAGCCCAAAUCAGAUUAGUCAAGCGCUGAAGGUGGAGGGAAGGACAAGUGCUACAAGACAAAUCUCCACAAGUGAGCAGCCAGCAGCAAAAAGGAGAACAUCAACACCCCCCCUUGUUACUGGCCUCAAAGUGGAGACUGACACAACACCGUCAUCCUCUUCAUCAUCCUCAUCUAACCUGCUAAUGGGGGGAUUGUUUCAGCAAGCAACAGAUCCAUCAACACUUCAGAGGGAGAAAACUGUUUAUCUCUCUCCUAAGCUCAAACAGCUCCUUCAAACUCAAGACUUCCAAAAAUCAACAAUAGCCCUUUUAACAGAAAGCCACAGACUGGCCACACCUCUGACGGUCGCAUCACUACAAGGAUGUGCAGGGAAAUUUAAAAGAAGAACAGGCUCUCCCCCUUCCUCCCCACAGCUCAGUCCUGCAUGUAAAACUGAAAGCUGUAAAGCUGAAGUUGCGAGCACACACACCCUUAAGGUGCCAAAGCUGGAAAGCCACAGUGUGCCGCCUCCUGAAAGCCUGGUGGAUAAAGAUGACGGAGAUCUCCUGAAUCCUUCUGGGAAUGCGGCGCACAGCCAAGCAUCGUCUAGCGGUGAAGGAGACUCCUGUAAUCAGCAGCCCUUGGAUCUUUCAAACACUGUCAGCAGAAGAAGUGAUGGUUUGAAUACGGCGCACGGAGAUUCAGCUCUGGAUCUGAGUUUUCAUCGAAAGCCUGCCGUUGAACUAGAAUCAAAGGGAAACCCAGCACAACAGUCUCUAAUAAAAAAGAAAAAACCGAACACCAGCAUGCUUGAAAAGGUGCUAAUGAAUGAAUACGCUGGUUUAAUACUGCCAGGAGAGGAAGGACCCUCAGCCUUGGCAAACCUGAGCUGUUUUCAUUCUCCAUCUCCAAAUGUUGCAUCAGAGUCUGCCCACCCCUCUCCCCCCUCUCUGACCCCUGUCACUAUAAAUCCCUCUUCACCAGGCGCCUGUAUCGUAACGUCUCCAACACCACCACCUCCCGUUCUACCUACUAUCCCGUCUCCGCCCACUCUGACUAGCUCGCCUCGUUCUCAGCCUUCAGACUCGCCACCGCUGAGACCUCUUCCUGUUCUCUCUCCAAAAAUGUCUCCAAAAUCAGUUGAGAACAAGCCCCUGUUUGACUCGAAUGAGAAUUUCUCAACUGAGGAAAUCAAGGAGGAAUUUGAGGAUCAUGUUUCUGAGCCGAUGGAUGCCACAGACACUCCACUUGAAGGUCUUCCUGAUCAGUCUUUAUCACCAUGUCCUCCUACAGCACUAGAGGCUCCUUCAAAAGAACAAGAUGUUUUUCUGCCUGCAGCUUGCAACAGUCCGUUAAAUAAAAGCAUAAAGCAAGACACUGUUGCAGAAACAGAGACGCCUUUACAAACUGACCUUGCUGCUCUCCCAUCCCAACCAGAAUCCCCGUCAUCUUCAGAUUCUCCUCCUCCAGCAUUACUGGAGUCACCUCCAUCACUUGUUUCACAACCUUCCCCUCAAAUUAAAGUUAAAGAGGAGCCUCAGCACUGUGAAGACGAGUUUCCACUUGUAAAUCAUGCACCACUGGCUGCUGCUGACUCUUCUCCUCAGCCGGCUGCUCCUGAAAACCUGUCGGUCAAAACUUCCGAGGCUGAAGAAUUUGACUCAACAUACUGCAAGACUUUUGUGUGCAACGUCUGCGAGAAGCCGUUUAACUCCAUCAAGGAGCUCAGCGGGCACAUCACUGAGCACGCCGCAGACUGGCCUUUUAAGUGUGAGUUUUGUGUUCAGCUGUUCAGUGACGAGGCAGUCGUGCUGGCCCACCGGACAACUCUCCACGGAGUGGGCCAGAUCUUUGUGUGCUCUGUCUGUUCCAAAGAGUUUGCCUUCCUCUGUAACCUCCAGCAGCACCAAAAAGAUCUGCAUCCAAAUGAGACGUGCACACACACAACUGUAGAGAGUGGCAAACUUAGGCCACAGAAUUACACCGAUCCAACCAGAGCCAAAACGGAAAGCAGGCCCUCAUCAUUACCAGAAGAAACAGAUGAAAGUGCUUCACAGGGUGACUCUGAGAAAGUAAAAGAGGAGAAUGAUGUGAAUGGGGAUCAUGUGGAGGACCCCAACGAGGAGCUGUACACUACAAUUAAGAUCAUGGCUUCAGAGGGAGGUAAGCCCAAAGGCCCUGACGUCCGCCUCGGCAUUAAUCAACACUACCCCAGUUUUAAACCACCCCCUUUUCCUUAUCACAGCCGUUCCCACACAGGCUCCGUCGCCUCUGCUACGAAUUUCACUACCCACAACAUCCCACAGACUUUCAGCACUGCCAUCCGCUGCACCAAGUGUGGCAACAGCUUCGAUAACAUGCCCGAACUGCACAAGCAUAUACUGGUCUGUGCCAACGCUAGUGAUAAAAAGCGCUACACUCCCAAGAAAAACCCCAUCCCCCUCAAACAAAUAGUGAAGAGUCCAAAUGGAGUUGCUUCACCCACAGCAGCUACUGUGGCCCAGAAUGCUUUCCGAAGGAUGGGACAGCCAAAGAGACUCAACUUCGGUCAAGAGACUGCUAAAACAAAAAUGAGCGCCCUCAGUAAGAAGAAGAACCAGCUGGUCCAGAAAGCAAUUUCACAGAAAAAUAAAGCUGCUACUACUGCGAAAAAGGCUGCUGUCAAAGUUGAAGGAGAGCAGGCGUCCAGCGUCUGUCCCCACUGCAGCCGGGAGUUUACAUACACCGCUAGUCUGACUAAACAUAUGGCAAUCAGUUGCCCCAUGAAACCCGUCGUUGCUAAAAAGGGUAAAAAAGGUCUAGCGCAGGUGAAAAAGGAGUCUGUGUCUGUGGUGGAUAAAAGUACAAGUAGGAAGAAAGCCCCAGAUGACGAUGUACAAACAGAGCCAGAGGUUAAACCUCUGAAAAAGACAAGAGCUCGUAGUUCUGGUGCAGCAGACCCUGAUUCCUCCCAGACGAGCAAAGGAAAAACCUCUGCUGCGGUGGGUCGACUAAAAAGGCCUCCUUCAUUCCCAGCACCAGAUUCUGCUCGCAAAAAACCCAAGAAGGGCCAAGUUCAGCCUCUACCUCCCACCCCGUCGACCCCGGACACUCCCGGUGACACAGCACAACGACCAGCCAUGAGAAUGCAGCGCAUGAGCAAAGGGCCAGCAGCCAAGAAACCAGCAAAGGCCAAACCACCACAACUGAAAAAAGAGGAGCGGUUAUCUCACAGAAAGAGGGGGAGAGUGGGUGGUCCGGUCACCAGGAGCUUACAGAUGGCCAACAGUGCACCUCCUGCUGAGGUGAAGACAGAGGAACAACCAGUGCUGGAGCCAAAAGACUCUCAGGAUGUGCAGAUGAAGUGAGCCUCGGUGACGGCGUCGUCUUCCUCCUGGGAAUAUUGUGUUCACCUAUCGGACAACUUUCUGGACUCGAUGAGGCACUGAGGACGAUCUUCUCUGGUGGUUUUAAUUCACCUAAAACAAAUCUGCCUAUCUCUGCUGCCUUUCCUGGAUUUAAGGAGAGAUUGUUCUGUUUUUCAUCAAUUUUAUGGACUUAAACUGAGCCUUGAAUUCUGCCAGCCUU
Nematolebias whitei (Rio pearlfish) is the source of this 5266-nucleotide messenger RNA. It is a transcript of the gene prdm2b, whose product is annotated as PR domain containing 2, with ZNF domain b. Gene Ontology annotation, biological process: regulation of transcription by RNA polymerase II. The transcript has 9 exons. Bases 1 to 5046 code for a protein of 1681 amino acids. Gene Ontology annotation, molecular function: RNA polymerase II transcription regulatory region sequence-specific DNA binding; histone methyltransferase activity; DNA-binding transcription factor activity, RNA polymerase II-specific. NCBI's taxonomy places the organism in Eukaryota, Metazoa, Chordata, Actinopteri, Cyprinodontiformes, Rivulidae. The record is from RefSeq and is a predicted model, not a curated record. Gene Ontology annotation, cellular component: nucleus.